Messenger RNA from Grammomys surdaster, 3315 nucleotides. It is a transcript of the gene Acsf2, whose product is annotated as acyl-CoA synthetase family member 2. The record is from RefSeq and is a predicted model, not a curated record. Gene Ontology annotation, biological process: fatty acid metabolic process. Lineage: Eukaryota; Metazoa; Chordata; Mammalia; Rodentia; Muridae. The coding region runs from base 153 to 2000 and encodes 615 amino acids. The transcript is spliced from 16 exons. Gene Ontology annotation, molecular function: medium-chain fatty acid-CoA ligase activity.
CCCGCCCCUCCCCGUCCCGCCCCGCGGGGACCCAGUCCUCCUCACCCCAUAGGCAGAGCGACCAUCCCGCCUCCCCGCCCGCUUCUUCUUCACCCCCCCUCGUUCACUUUCAAAGUUUACUCCCGGCCCGGGACCAGCGGCGGAAGCGAACCAUGGCUGUCUACCUCGGGAUGCUGCGCCUCGGGAGACUGUGUAUCGCGAGCCUGGGGGCGCAGGGGCCCCGGACGCUGCUCUCUCGACCUCGACUGAACUCGAAGUUGCAGGGUAUCUGCGCUCUCAGCUCUGGAACGGUGAACUGCACCAACCCCUUGCCCGUCGGUGGCCUCAGCUACAUUCAGGGCCACACCGACUCCCAUCUUGUGAACACAACUGUGGGCGAAUGCCUUGAUGCCACAGCACAGAGGUUCCCCAACAGAGAGGCUUUGGUGAGCCUCCAUGAAAACAUCAGGCUGAACUUUGCACAGCUCAAGGAGGAGGUGGACAAAGCUGCUUCUGGUCUUCUGAGCAUUGGCCUCCGCAAGGGUGACCGGCUGGGCAUGUGGGGACCCAACUCCUAUGCAUGGGUGCUUAUUCAGCUGGCCACUGCCCAGGCGGGCAUCAUCCUGGUGUCUGUGAACCCAGCCUACCAGUCCUCAGAACUGGAAUAUGUCCUCAGAAAGGUAGGCUGCAAAGGUAUUGUGUUCCCUAAACAAUUCAAGACCCAGCAAUACUACAACAUCCUGAAGCAGAUCUGUCCUGAGCUGGAAAAGGCCCAGCCAGGGGCCCUGAAGAGUGAGAGGCUCCCAGACCUGACCACAGUCAUCUCAGUGGAUGCCCCUUUGCCUGGGACCCUACUCCUGGAUGACGUGGUGGCAGCCGGUGGCAAGGAACAGAACCUAGCCCAGCUUCGGUACCAUCAGCGGUUCUUGUCCUGUCAUGACCCCAUCAACAUCCAGUUUACUUCGGGGACAACUGGAAACCCCAAGGGGGCCACUCUUUCCCACCACAACAUUGUAAACAACUCCAUCCUGAUAGGCCAGCGGCUGAAGAUGCCCACAAAGACCGCAGAGGAGUUGCGCUUGGUCCUGCCCAGUCCCCUGUACCACUGCCUGGGCUCCGUGGGGGGCACAAUGGUGUCUAUGGUGCAUGGUGCCACCCUCCUCCUGUCUUCUCCAAGCUUCAAUGGCAAGAAGGCACUGGAAGCCAUCAGCAGAGAGAAAGGCACCCUCCUUUAUGGUACACCCACGAUGUUUGUGGAUAUUCUGAAUCAGCCAGACUUCUCCAGUUAUGAUUUCACGAUCGUUCGUGGAGGUGUGAUUGCUGGGUCCCCAGCACCCCCAGAGCUGAUUCGAGCCAUCAUCAACAAGAUGAACAUGAAGGACUUGGUGGUUGUUUAUGGAACCACAGAGAACAGUCCCGUGACCUUCAUGAACUUUCCCGAGGACACCCUGGAGCAGAAGGCUGGGAGCGUGGGCAGAAUUAUGCCUCACACAGAGGCCCAGAUCGUGAACAUGGAGACAGGGGAGCUGACCAAACUGAACAUGCCUGGGGAGCUGUACAUCCGAGGGUACUGCGUCAUGCAGGGCUACUGGGGCGAGCCACAGAAGACCUUUGAAACGGUUGGACAAGACAAGUGGUAUCGGACAGGAGACAUUGCGUCGAUGGAUGAACAGGGCUUCUGUAAGAUCGUCGGCCGGUCGAAGGAUAUGAUCAUCCGGGGCGGUGAAAAUAUCUACCCUGCCGAGCUGGAGGACUUCUUCCACAAACACCCACAGGUGCAGGAAGUGCAGGUGAUUGGGGUGAAGGAUGAGCGGAUGGGGGAGGAAAUCUGUGCUUGCAUUCGGCUGAAGAGCGGAGAGAUCACCACAGAGGAGGAGAUCAAAGCUUUCUGCAAAGGGAAGAUUUCUCACUUUAAGAUUCCCCGAUACAUCGUGUUUGUUGAAGGCUACCCUCUUACCAUCUCAGGAAAGAUCCAGAAAUUCAAACUCCGAGAGCAGAUGGAACAGCAUCUAAAACUGUGAAUCAAAGGAGGGUCCUCUCAGCCCUCCCAGAACCCUUCAGUCCUCACACACAAAGGAGGGUCCUCCCAGCCCUCCCAGAGCCCCUCAGUCUUCACACACAUAGGAGGGUCCUCCCAGCCCUCCCAGAGCCCCUCAGUCCUCCUACACAGAGGAGGGUCCUCCCAGACUUUUCCAGCCCUCUAACACAAAAGAGAGCCCUCCCACACCUUCCCAGCCUUCCAAGGUUCUCCUAAAUCCUCCCACACAAAAGAGGGUCCUCCCAUACCCUUCCCAGCCCUUCCGGAGCCCCUCAGUCCUUCCACACAGAGGAGGAUCUUCCCAGUCCUCUCAGAGCCCCUCAGUCCUCCCACACAGAAGAAAGUUGUCCCAGCCUUCCCAGGGCCCCUCAGUCCACCACAGAGGAGGGUCCUGUGUCCUUCUCAUGCCCCUUGUCAUCUUUGUGACUUGGUAUAAAGAUUUCCCUGUUUGGCCAGUGUCUGGCUGGUGUGCUCUCUCUGUAGCCCCUGUGGAAUGGAGAAGGGAAGAGACAGGAAGGCAGCCAGCACCUUCAGACCCAAUGUCCCAGCCCUUUGCUGUGUAUUAGAUACUUAAUCUAAGCCCCACUCUGUCCUCUUGAAAUUUCAAGCCUCUCUCUCUCUCUCUCUCUCUCUCUCUCUCUCUCUCUCUCUCUCUCUCUCUCCCUCCCUCUUUCUUUCUUUUUUUUUUUGUUUUGUUUUCCCUUGAGACUGGAUAUUCCUCUGUACCACUGGCUGUACAGGGUAGAUCAGGAUGGUUUUGAACUCACAGAGCUCUCAUUGCCUCUGCCUCUGGAGUGCUGAGAUCAGUCUUUUGUGCUACCUACCAUGCCUGGUUUUUGUAUGCCUUACUCAUUUAAUAAUUUUUAAAAUUGUGACUACAGAUCAGUCAUGAAGUAAAUGUUUGAUUUUUACUUGUUUGUUUUCCAAGGCUGGGAAUCUUAAAGGCCCUCACAAGUACAUAAGGACCUUUCCACUGGCCUACACUUUAAAGGCCCUCACAAGUACAUAAGGACCUUUCCACUGGCCUACACUCCCAGCCCAAUAAUUAUUGAUUUUAUUUUUGAAAUAACAGUUUUGAGUGCUGGAGAGGGGGCUGGAGAGUUCUGGCUGCUCUUCCAGAGGAUCCAAGUUGGAUUCUCAGCACCCACAUUUGGCAGCUCACAGCUACCUUUAAGUCCACCUCCAGAGGACUGAUGAUCUCUUCUGGCCUCCAAGCCUCCCCCUCCCCCCCCCGAAGUGUGUGGUAUAUGCUUACAUAGACAUAUGCAAAUAAAUAAAAAUAAAUCUGUAAAAUAACA